Messenger RNA from Myotis myotis, 8535 nucleotides. RefSeq names its product metal regulatory transcription factor 1 (gene MTF1). Gene Ontology annotation, biological process: positive regulation of transcription by RNA polymerase II; central nervous system development. The transcript is spliced from 12 exons. Gene Ontology annotation, molecular function: RNA polymerase II cis-regulatory region sequence-specific DNA binding; DNA-binding transcription activator activity, RNA polymerase II-specific. NCBI's taxonomy places the organism in Eukaryota, Metazoa, Chordata, Mammalia, Chiroptera, Vespertilionidae. Bases 1064 to 3325 code for a protein of 753 amino acids. The record is from RefSeq and is a predicted model, not a curated record. Gene Ontology annotation, cellular component: nucleus.
GAGCGACUGCGCUCCUGUGAGCGCACGCGCGGGGGAGAGGCGGCGGCGGGCUCUGGCUGGGCUGGGAAUACUCCCUAGUUCCGACCUUCAGGUCCAAUCUUCCUUUCUCGGACCCUCCGGCUUAUGUUCAUUAACUUUGCUGGGUGAUGAGGGGAAAUGGCGGGAGUGCCACAGCCUUCCAUGCCCCCCUGCGGGUCCCAGCCGGAAUUCGGAUACCUAACUGUGGUCUUUUCUGUGGCGCUGGUGGCUGCCAUGGCGAAGGCGGCAGCGCAAGCCGUACUGAAGCAGUUUCGGCUUAGCGUAGGGGCUCGAUCCCCUUUCCCUGCGUCUGGCGCCGCGGGAGAGACGCCCUGACGGACACCGCGCGCACUUCCCGGCGCGGGACCCGCUCACCGUCCGGCUACGUCGCCAGGCGCCCCGCCCCUCCCGCUCGCCAAUUGGAGGCUCGAGCUCAGCCCCUACACCCCCUACACCAACCAGCGGCGCCAGGGAGAGGCGAAACCCGGCUCUCCUCCUUCCUCCGGGAAGCGGAAGCGGAAGUGACGUUCGGGGAAGGUGGGGGCAAUCAUGGUGCCGCUGGGGAGAGGAGAAGCUGUCGCUGCCGCCGUUGCCGGGAGCCGCGGAGCGGCCCCACUACGUACAAGGUUCACCUUUUAAUCCAGAGCAGAAGAGAAAGAUAAAGUGCAAGUCCAGGCUGAAAACCAAAAGUGAUGGGAUUAUUUUUUCAGUUCCCUGUUCUGCCUGCCAAACUCACAUUUGUAGAACCUCAGUGUUUGCAGGUAAAUCACUAUUCCAAAACGGGAAAGCUUCACAUUUGGUAUUUUUCCCAAGAGAGCAAAUCUUCCCAAGAGAGUGUAUCUGCAGGUCUUCCAUUCAUCUAGCUGACAUCUCCCGGACUCCCAGUGUCAGUGUACUGUGCUAGGGACACUGGAAACAACAACUCCUCAUUCCCUCCUUGCAGAGAGCACGCUGUAGGAGGAUGCUUCUGCUGGGCUCCAGAUUGUUUUAGGAGACAAGUCAUUACUUUUCCAUUUCUCACAAUUGGGCUGAGCACAAUUGAACCAUGGGGGAACACAGUCCAGAUAACAACAUCAUCUACUUUGAGGCAGAGGAAGAUGAGCUGACCCCUGAUGACAGGAUGCUCAGGUUUGUGGAUAAAAACGGACUGGUGCCUUCCUCAUCUGGAACUGUAUACGAUAGGACAACUGUUCUUAUUGAGCAGGACCCUGGCACUUUGGAGGAUGAAGAUGAUGAUGGACAGUGUGGAGAACCCUUGCCUUUUCUAGUAGGGGGUGAAGAGGGCUUUCAUCUAAUAGAUCAUGAAGCAAUGUCCCAGGGUUAUGUGCAACACAUUAUCUCACCAGAUCAGAUUCAUUUAACAAUAAACCCUGGUUCCACGCCCAUGCCAAGAAAUAUCGAAGGUGCAACCCUCACUCUGCAGUCGGAAUGUCCAGAAACAAAACGUAAAGAAGUAAAGCGGUACCAGUGCACCUUCGAGGGCUGUCCCCGCACCUACAGCACAGCAGGCAACCUGCGCACCCACCAGAAGACUCACCGAGGAGAGUACACCUUUGUCUGUAACCAGGAGGGCUGCGGCAAGGCCUUCCUCACCUCCUACAGCCUCAGGAUCCACGUGCGAGUGCACACGAAGGAGAAGCCAUUUGAGUGCGACGUGCAGGGCUGUGAGAAGGCGUUCAACACGCUGUACAGGCUGAAAGCACAUCAGAGGCUUCACACAGGGAAAACGUUUAACUGUGAAUCUGAAGGCUGCAGCAAGUACUUCACCACACUCAGCGAUCUGAGGAAGCACAUUCGAACCCAUACAGGAGAAAAGCCAUUUCGGUGUGAUCAUGAUGGCUGUGGAAAAGCAUUUGCAGCAAGCCACCACCUUAAAACUCACGUCCGUACACAUACUGGUGAACGACCCUUUUUCUGCCCCAGUAACGGCUGUGAGAAAACAUUCAGCACUCAGUACAGUCUCAAAAGUCACAUGAAAGGUCACGAUAACAAAGGACACUUAUACAAUGCACUUCCAACUCACAACGGAUCAGAGGAUGCAAAUCACUCGCUUUGUCUGAGUGACUUGAGUCUUCUGUCCACAGAUUCUGAAUUUCGAGAAAAUUCCAAUACAACACAGGGCCAGGACCUCAGCACACUUUCACCAGCAACCAUCUUUAAGUCCAUGUUCCAGAAUUCAGAUGAUACGGCCAUUCAGGAAGAUCCUCAGCAGACAGCUGCCUUGAUUGAAAGUUUUAAUGGUGAUGCAGAGUCAGUCAAUGAUGUUCCGCCACCCACAGGAAAUUCAGCAUCUUUAUCUCUUCCACUUGUACUGCAGCCUGGCAUCUCCGAGCCACCCCAGCCUCUACUACCAGCCUCAGCACCGCCUGCUCCUCCGCCUGCUCCCUCCUUAGGACCUGGUUCCCAGCAAGCUGCAUUUGGCAACCCCCCUGCUCUCUUACAACCUCCAGAAGUGCCUGUCCCCCACAGCACACAGUUUGCUGCUAAUCAUCAAGAGUUUCUUCCGCACCCUCAGGCACCGCAGCCCGUCGUACCAGGACUUUCUGUUGUUGCUGGGGCCUCUGCGUCAGCAGCGGCAGUGACGUCAGCCGUGGCAGCAGCGCCCCAACCACAAAGUACUACUGAACCCCUGCCAGCCAUGGUCCAGACUCUACCCCUGGGUGCCAACUCUGUCCUAACUAAUAAUCCCACUAUAACCAUCACCCCGACGCCCAGCACGGCUAUCCUGCAGUCCAGCCUCGUCAUGGGAGAACAGAACUUACAGUGGAUAUUGAAUGGUGCCACCAGUUCACCACAAAACCAAGAACAAAUGCAGCAAGCAUCUAAAGUUGAGAAGGUGUUUUUUACCACUGCGGUACCAGUAGCCAGUAGCACAGGGAGCUCUGUACAGCAGAUUGGCCUCAGUGUUCCUGUGAUCAUCAUCAAGCAAGAAGAGGCGUGUCAGUGUCAGUGCGCAUGCCGGGACUCUGCUAAGGAGCGGGCGGCUGGCAGGAGAAAGGGCUGUUCCUCCCCACCCCCUCCAGAGCCAAGCCCCCAGCCUCCUGAGGAGCCCAGCCGGAAGCUACCACCACAGACUUUCUCCUCACCCUCUGUCCCCCUGUCAUCCUCCUCCGCCAUCCCCUCUUCCUGUGAGCAGAGCAGACAAGCAGGGACUCCUCCAGACCCUCAGACAGAAACGUUAAGUGCCAUGGAUGUGUCAGAGUUUCUGUCCCUCCCGAACCUGGACACGCCGUCCAAUCUGAUUCCCAUUGAAGCACUACUGCAGGGGGAGGAGGAGCUGGGCCUGACCAGCAGCUUCUCCAAGUGAAAGGCCACCUGUGCUCCCCUCCGGGAAGAGAGGGCGAGCAGGAAGCACACACAGGUGCGAUGUCUACCAUCAUGGGAUUGGUAAUUUGAAGGAUGAAGAAAUCUAUUUGAAAUCCUCACAUUUCGGAUAUAUUUUCUUUAUUCAUAUCCCAGGAGCAUCCAUUUUAAGGAACUGAUCUUUGGGAGAAAAAACAACAACAAAACAACAAAAAAAGCUAAGUUAUAAAUGAACUGUUUGGCUGCACUGUAUGUCACUUUUGCUUAUUGUCAUGUGAACUUGGAAAUUAAGGUUACUCGUAUGCAUAAAAAUUCCAAGUGAAAGGGUGUGUUUCCAUCAAUCUGAUGUUGCCCAUCACUUGCACUGGGGCCUUGGGGUCUGGACAGUGGAAUUCAGUGUGUCAGGUGUUGCUCCUCCCUGUGCGUCUUUUGAGCCUGAGGCUGAAGCUCGCUCCAAAGGCCAGACCCUCACUCCACCAGAGGGGGAAGUGGCAAAGGCAGGUCAGACAGCUGUGAGCCGGACAGAAAUUGGGUGAGGUGGUUUUGCUGUUUGCACUUGUGUCAGUGGAGCUCGGAGUGACUGUGGCAGGUGUCUGCAUCCAGCUGCAGCACAGAUGGGCAGCUAACAGCCUGGCCCGAAGCUGUAGGGAGGAUCUGGUUCUGUGGGGCCCCGCGCGAGCUGUUUACUAUCUGCCGAUGGCGUGUGUGCAGAGCAGGCUCUAGCAACGUGAUCACAGUCUUUGCCUUCCUGUUUCUGUCUCUCAGUUGGUUGCCAGGGUUUGCAGAUCACAGCGAAUUUUUCUUGGGGAACAUCCCUGUUUUGUCCUAGAGUGGACAUGUGGGUGUAUGGCCAGUUGCUGGUCGGUGCUCUGCCUUCCUUUAUGGUAUUUCUCUUCCUCGGAGCAGAAGAGCUGCAUUUUGCUUAUCAGAAGGUGUAUCGCUGAGGGAGGUUUCUUAAGGUGGCAUGUAAUUGGCAGGCCAGGUAUCCUGGUUCCAGGUUCUAGCCAGGCUUUUGGUUGCCCCUCCCAUCUCCACCUCUCACCCCUCUGGAUUUUGCAUACAGCCUAGUACAGUGCAAAGAAGGAUGUGACUUGCUCAGCUUAGUCACUUGAUUUCUAAACAAAAACAAAAAAUAAACAAAAAACACAAAACGAUGAUCUUCUACUCAGGGUAAAACAAACAAAAAAAUUCCCCUUCCACCAAAAAGCCUGAAAUGUUGCAAUAAGUUAUCGCAUUUGGAAUGUUUCAUUAAGUUGUGUUAUAGGAAAGAAGAAUUGUUUUUUGAUUUGUGUAUAGAAUUACAACCAUCUAUCUGCCUUUGGCUCCAAGUCAUGCCUCUAAACAUAAAACAUAAAAUACAGCCCACACUAAAAUGGAAAGUUUCUCUCAACUGGCUAUAUCAGUGUAGUCAUAAGCACUCACCAAGCUCACUGAGCUCAGAAGCUGGGCAUGGCCCCGCGUCUAUAGACUAGGCCCCUUCCCUGCCUUGAGCAAACAGGGCUGCUCUUCUGGGUCAUUGAUGUCGGGCAGAAAGUAGCCAUAAUCUUGCCUUCCUUUUUCCCACUCCCUAAUGUAAAAAGAGCUGCAUUUGCCACUCUCCUGUCCCUGAGCCAUACUCACGGCCGGCCAAGACAGUAUCCAGAGCAGAUCAUUUUGGGAGCCAGAAGCCCAGCCUUUAACAGGAUGUUCAGGGACAGACUUGGACAAGAGGGCGGUGGUGGUGAACGUCGUCACUGCAAUGAGAGGUGGGCUUAGCCACAAGCAGCUGCUGGCUUCUCAUUCCAGGAGUCGAGGCAGGAGAAUGGGUUUCCUUUAACCUUCUGCACUCUCCUCCCCAAGAGGCUGGUGGGUUCUGGGACCACUGACCUCAGCAGAAGUUGAUAAGUCAGGAGGAAUCUUCUAGUACCACAGUGAGCGGGUCCUGGAAAACCAGCUGCUGAGCAUGGCUUGUCCUUGGCUCUGUGGACCAGGCAGCAUAGGAAGCUUUGAGGUAGGGCACGUGUGUUUUCUCUACCUCUUCUGCGAGCGACCAGCACAAUACGAUCCCAAAGGUAAUUGGCGUCGGAGGGCAGGAAUGACCUCUUCCCACAUCCCUGGAGUCACCUGGGACUCAGUUCCCUGGGAGCAGGUGGGAAACGGGAGUCCAGGAAAAGCCGCUAGAAGUGUCCAUGGUUUAAAUGUUGCUUCUUUCUGGUAGCCAGGCCUGUGCUGACUUGUUGAGCCUACCCAGGUCAAUGGCUUUUCUGCUCUCCAAAGAUUGGGGGUGAUGAAGAAGCAUCUUAAAAUAGUGUUUGGGUCGACAGAUUUUUCUAGUUGCAGUAUCUGCCUUUUGAGGAUGAUUCGAGAUUACGAGGGCAACUAUCAAACCCAAUCAGCUUUUGAAAAAUCAUGAGCGUGCUUAAAAUGUCAGUGAGUGGUUGCAAAGAAGAGCAGGUUUAUUCCACAGGAUAGGCAGUCUUUCCUUCCUCCUCCAGCGCCCUCCCUCCCCCCCCUCCUCUGUAAACCUUGGAGAAGAGUGGGCCGCUGGCUAAAGUGGAUCUAGACAGAGCCUUCAUGGAGAGAGUGGUUUCCCAAACCUGGAGUGAACCGAGGGAAAGGUUAGAGGUCUGCAGACUUCUACCAGGUGAAAUCAAGCCUUUUUCUUCCCAUGGUAACCUUAACCAUUUCCCCCCUGUAGAUUUAUACUUCCAGUUCCUGCUAGCAUCUCUAGUUAUACUGCUCCGAUACAGGGUGCUAGUCAGCAUCAGGAAUUGGAGUACACGGGCUCAGGAGGUGGGAGGAACCUUGGCUGGCACCACCAAACUGCCUUAGUGAAUCUGGCCCUUCCCAGGCAUUGAGGGAAAGUGGCCCUGCCUUUCCUGUCGGGUCUGGUCAGCCUCAUGGGGACAUCACCAGUUUGGUGGCAGGAGUUAGUGUCAUUUAUUGAAUCCCCUGCCCCCCUAUCCUUUUAGAAGGAGGUCUUGGUACAAAGCCUGGGAGGGGCCUUCAUGUGUGAAGACCUCUCUGGGUAGAAGCAAGGGACUUCUGUUUACCACCUCUGGGAGAGUCAGUAGCUUGGAGAGUGUCAAGGCAGUGGACUGAUGGGGCUAAUGGAGGGUGGCUGGGUUUCCUGAGAGACUUUGUAUAAUGCUGAAUGUGUCCAGAGGGACGAGUUUGCAGAACCUCAUAUUGGUAUAUUAAAGAAAUAAUAAAAUAAAAAGCACUUUAGGUUAUUUUAUCUUUAACCCAGUUGCUGCAAUUUCUUUUGUGUGUGUGUGUGUGUGUGUGUGUGUGUGUGUGCUUUCCACAAAGUUUUAUUUUUUGCUUAGAAUAAAAAGUUAAAUUGAGGUGUGAAAAGAAAAGCACUUACCUUGGUGCAAUAUGUGUAGCUUGAUGGUCGUUGUCCCAUGUGGCCCUGGCCUGGCCGCAUUUUCUGCUCCAUCAACUCUGUACCAGGAGGCUGUCUGUAGGGAAACACUAUUAUGCAUUCUCAGCAACUGCUCAAUCUAUGCAAGCCUUCCCUGUGUGCCUGAGGGCGCCCCCUCAGGCUCUCUAAAGAACUGCUGCGGGUCCUGUUUUCUGCUGACUGUUGAGGCCCUUUUGCAUCACUUCUUGCACCCUUGCCAUCUUUCCCCCCUUCACUAUUACAAAGUGUUGUCUGAAAGGAAGGAACGGGAUGUUCCUAGGUAGAAACCUGGCACCUUCUAGACUUUUAUAUUUGUAAUCACGUCCAUUGUCCUUAAUCUUAAAAGACUUCUCCAGAAUCACCGAAACCAUUGAUUUGUGGAACUUGCAACAGUAUUGCUAGACUUUUCAGUUUUCCUAAUCACCAAUCAGAAAUAUGUUUGGGGAGGUAUUAGAGGUGGGGAGGCAACAUGAGCCAUUUCCUUACCGCUCCCAUGCUACCCCUAUUGGCUUUUUAAGCAAAAAGGCCUCCAGCCUUCAUUAAAUCCAAUAAACAAAGCUGUUAUAAUUUGCUUUAUCAACUUUUUCCCUUCCCCCUCAGUCCUCUCUUGUUUCCCCUACCACCCCAUUUUAUCUUCAUUCUCAGGCUACUAUACAAUGGAAAAGUUUGAAAAUACUUCAGCCAAAGCAGAAAGAUUUCCAUAGAUCCAAUAUGCAAAUGAUAUUGCUGUGACAUAGAUCAGAAUUGUUCAUUCCUUAAUACUGGGAGGGAGGAGGCAAGAAAACGGAAUUAUGCAUAUUUCUGAUUGGUAACCAGUUAGGCUAUUUCCUCUGGGACAGACUUGGGGAAGAGAAAGGGUCCUGUGUUUCUUCUCAUGCCCUUUGGGGAAGCUGAUGACCACUGUUUGGGCAUUUUUCACUGUUAAGCCCAUUCAAGAGGGCUUCUCAGUCUGCACUGAAAAUGCAAAUUAAACUGGAUCUUUAUGUUAAUGUGUACAUAGUACAGCCUUUUUUACUGGAUGCAAAGUUUAAACACACUGCCCUUUUGGUGGUGUGCCUGCUGGGCCAAAAAUUGGGUGAUAACGUAGUGUCACUUUCUCAGCUCAGUGCAGUUUCUACUCUUUUUCUUAUGGGAAAGUUUUUCAUAAAACCUUUUUUCACCAAAACCCAGGGUUGUUUUUUGCAAUAUCCUUGUUAUCCUCACAGUGGUGCCAAGUCAGAGGCCUCUCUUGCCCUCCCCCUGUGUCCUCAGGCCUCCCCUAGGGCGAUGUUUGACUCUAGUCCUUUGUUGUUUUUGGUGAAUGUGGGGGCGGGGGUCAGAGUUCAAGGUGGUUGUUUCCUUUCCCUGUGAACUCCUAGUCCCAGUUUGGGGGAGGUGGCUGGAAACUUGGUUUUGCUGAAUCUCUGGCUCAGAUCUUCUGGCCGGGAAAGGCAAGACCCAGGAGAGCCUUUUCUUUUGGACAUACACCGGUCAUUGGCUGAAGGUCUCCGUGACAGUUGUCUAAAGCCCAGUAGUUUUAUUUGGAUUAUGUAAAGCCUAUCAAAUUCAUUUAAGUGUGAAACAUGGGAACAACAGACUUUCACUGAGCGAUAUGAAAACGUUACAGGUUCAGUACUUCCAAAGGAAGAAACCUCCAAACCCAAAAGAGUAAAUAUGAAUUUGUAUUUUUGAAGAAUGUGAAAUAAUGGUGUUUGCUUAAUUGCUCAUUUUGUAUAAACUUAAUAUUGUACUUUAAAAUAUCUGCUAAGAAGUGAAAAUUUAACUUUUUGGAAUUGAAAAAGCAAUAUUAAAUACUAAUGAGAUCCUAAUUAAAUGCUUAUUUAAAUCUG